This is a messenger RNA of Glycine soja, 513 nucleotides long. Its product is annotated as omega-6 fatty acid desaturase, chloroplastic-like. Gene Ontology annotation, biological process: lipid metabolic process. The transcript is spliced from 4 exons. The record is from RefSeq and is a predicted model, not a curated record. NCBI's taxonomy places the organism in Eukaryota, Viridiplantae, Streptophyta, Magnoliopsida, Fabales, Fabaceae. Gene Ontology annotation, molecular function: oxidoreductase activity. Bases 1 to 513 code for a protein of 170 amino acids.
AUGGUGCGGAAAGGGUUCAGGCGUCAAAGGAAUUUCGUUACUAGGAAUAAGGUUACUGUCAUACGUGCCGUGGCAAUUCCCGUACAACCAGCUCCGGUGGAAAGUGCGGAGUAUAGAAAACAACUAGCUGAAGACUACGGUUUCAGGCAAAUUGGAGAGUCGCUUCCUGAUGAUGUUACUUUAAAGGAUGUCAUCAAUUCCCUUCCUAAGGAGGUCUUUGAGAUUGAUGAUGUGAAAGCAUGGAAAUCUGUUUUGAUAUCUGUCACUUCUUAUGCACUGGGGAUCUUCUUGAUUUCCAAAGCUCCCUGGUAUCUUCUUCCUCUGGCUUGGGCAUGGACAGGGACUGCAAUAACUGGGUUCUUUGUUAUAGGACAUGAUUGUGCUCACAAAUCAUUUUCGUCUAACAAAUUGGUAGAGGACAUUGUUGGAACUUUGGCCUUUAUGCCCCUGAUUUAUCCAUAUGAGCCUUGGCGAUUUAAGCAUGACAGGCAUCAUGCAAAAACAAACAUGUAA